This is a messenger RNA of Xiphias gladius (swordfish), 3954 nucleotides long. Its product is annotated as dynamin-1-like protein. Lineage: Eukaryota; Metazoa; Chordata; Actinopteri; Istiophoriformes; Xiphiidae. The record is from RefSeq and is a predicted model, not a curated record. The transcript is spliced from 18 exons. Gene Ontology annotation, biological process: mitochondrial fission. Gene Ontology annotation, cellular component: cytoplasm; microtubule; mitochondrion. Gene Ontology annotation, molecular function: GTP binding; GTPase activity; microtubule binding. Bases 225 to 2246 code for a protein of 673 amino acids.
CUACUUUAGCGUACAACCUGGGAGGAUUAGUCACAGUGGUGGUCUAACUGAUGCUUGGGCGUUACACCCCUUUCAUCAGGACCACUCUUCCCUUCGGAGAAACAAUACUGUCUUCCUAGUGGAAUAACUUCAGGUUUUUUUUUGUUUUUUUGUCAACUGGAGUCGCAGUUAUUCAACACAGUGUUCUGUUUUCGUUGGAUAAGUGUGCCAAGUUUAUUGGAAGGAUGGAAACUCUGAUCCCCACCAUCAACCGGCUGCAGGAGGUCUUUCUCACAGUGGGCGCAGAGAUCAUACAGCUGCCUCAGAUAGUCGUGGUUGGAUCUCAGAGCAGUGGAAAGAGCUCUGUAUUGGAGAGCCUGGUUGGACGGGAUUUCUUGCCUCGGGGAUCAGGAAUAGUCACAAGACGACCCCUGGUGUUACAGCUGGUUAAUGUGGCCCCGCUGCAGGAGAGACUGAAGAUAGAGAAUGGAAAUCGGGUAAAACAAAAUGCCCAAAACAGCUACCCAGGUGUCAAAGCUGAAGAAUGGGGUACAUUCCUGCACUGCAAGAACCAGAUCUUCGCAGAUUUUCAGGAAAUCCGUCGGGAAAUUGAAGCAGAGACUGAACGCAGUUCAGGUGACAACAAGGGAAUCAGCCCUGAGCCUAUAUAUUUGAAGAUUUUCUCCCCCAAAAUCCUUAAUCUCACUCUGGUUGAUUUACCUGGAAUCACUAAGGUUCCUGUUGGGGAUCAGCCAGAGGACAUUGAGGCUCAAGUGCAAGAGAUGAUCUUGUCCUUCAUCUCCAAUCCAAACUCCCUCAUCCUCGCAGUCUCCCCUGCCAACUCUGACUUGGCCACCUCUGAUGCACUGAAAUUGGCACGUGAGGUUGAUCCAGAUGGCCGUCGAACACUGCUGGUGGUCAGUAAGCUGGACCUGAUGGAUGCAGGGACUGAUGCUCUCGAGGUCCUUCUGGGUCGAGUCAUCCCAGUCAGGCUCGGGAUUAUUGGGGUGGUUAACAGGAGCCAGCAUGACAUCAAUACCCAGAAGAGCCUGGAGGACUCAAAGAGGGAUGAGCAGGCCUUCCUGCAGCGCCACUACCCCUCACUUGCCUCCCGUGCUGGCUCACGCUAUCUGGCCAAAACUCUCAGCAGGCUUCUCAUGCACCACAUCCGUGACUGCCUGCCAGACCUCAAAACCCGAGUGACUGUGCUGAGUGCCCAGUACCAGGCACGGCUCAACAGCUAUGGGCAGCCAGUAGAAGACCACAGCGCCACCCUGCUGCAGAUUGUCACCAAGUUUGCCACCGAUUACUGCAACACCAUCGAGGGAACAGCCAGGCACAUCCAAACCUCAGAGCUCUGCGGGGGUGCUCGGAUCUGUUACAUAUUCCAUGAGACCUUUGGCCGCACUUUGCAAUCAAUCGACCCUCUUGGGGGACUGACUGAGCUUGAUAUCCUCACUGCCAUCCGCAAUGCUACAGGUCCGCGGCCAGCACUUUUUGUGCCUGAGGUGUCCUUUGAGUUGCUGGUGAAACGGCAGAUUAAGCGGCUGGAGGAGCCCAGUCUGCGCUGUGUAGAGCUUGUUCAUGAAGAGCUGCAGAGAAUUAUCCAGCACUGCUCCUCCUUUAGCACGCAGGAGCUUCUGCGAUUUCCCAAACUGCAUGACUCCAUUGUGGAAGUAGUGACUGGAUUACUGAGGAAACGCUUGCCAAUUACUAAUGAAAUGGUACACAAUUUAGUAGCAAUAGAGCUCGCCUACAUCAACACAAAGCAUCCAGACUUCACAGAUGCAGCACAGGUCUCAGCAUCUGUCAACAGUCAGCAGGCAGAGGCCCUUGAUGGAGGGAAGCGCUGGAAGAAUGAGAAGGUUGCGGAAGAGAAAGCCCCGCCUGUGGGUUUUGGAAGCCCCUGCAAAGGCCACGCCAUUAACCUCCUCGACACAGCGAUGCCUGUAUCCCGCAAGCUCAGUGCGAGAGAGCAGAGAGACUGUGAGGUCAUCCAGCGCCUCAUCAAGUGCUACUUCCUCAUUGUCCGUAAAAGCAUCCAAGACAGCGUGCCCAAGACAGUGAUGCACUUCCUUGUGAACUUUGUGAAAGAGCAUCUACAGAGCGAGCUGGUGGGUCAGCUUUACAAACAGCCCCUGCUGCAGGAGCUGCUCAUUGAGUCACAGGACACGGCACAGCAGCGGACUGAGGUUGCUCAAAUGCUUGAGGCACUUAAAAAGGCCAAUAACAUCAUCUCUGAGAUCCGGGAGACCCAUCUCUGGUAGCCAGAAGACACAAACAAAUUCCCCUGUCUUAGGACAGCUUUGAGAGCAUGAGAGUGUAUGUGAGUUUGCAGCAGAGAAAGUGUGUGUGUGUGUGUGUGUGUGUGUGUGUGUGUGUGUGUGUGUGUGUGUGUGUGUGUGUGUGUGUGUGUGUGUGUGUGUGUGUGUGUGUGUGUGUGUGUGUGUGUGUGUGUGUGUGUGUGUGUGUUUCUAAAUAUGUCGCAGUACCACUGUUGUCUCAUGGACCAAUGACCAUAGCACAUUUAGAUCUAGAAGAGUGCACAGGGGCUGUUACUUUUCACUGGGAAUUUUGUGUAGUGACGGAAAUUAAUUAAACACUCAGGCCAAAAGUGUUAUUGCAAAUAUGAAAGACACAGCCGCGAACAAAAUCUUUUUGCAUCAUUUUGUGACAAAAUGUUUGUUUGGUAGUAUGGUUUUUGCUGUAAAUGUAAAAUGUAAAUUAUAUGUGGACUAUUUAAGUUGUUCUCCGGGGUGUUUUUGGAUCAAAAUGUAACUUGCACUGUAAGAUUUCACACUUUCCAAAAGCUGUGCUUCCUCUGAACCCUUUCAGCAGGUGCUAAAAACUAUAUUAGAUUAGAUGCAUUCCAACUUUAAUCCCCUUUGUUGGAGAACUCACCAGAGAUAGAAAUGAAGUGGAAAUCCAACUCAGUCAAUGCAAUGCAAGACACAUCAUUGUCAUUUGCAGAAAUUACAAGAUGAAUGCAGAUUUUUUUUUUUCCAGCUUUGUGGUACAAAUCAAAAUUCGGUUUAUUUUUCAGAGUUACAUUUACAUAUCAGCCCAUUUACACUGUUAGCUGUUGCACUAACCUGCCGAUUUUGUGUGUAGUCGUAAAUAAGGAGACCAAACAUUCCCAACAUGCAUUUCCCUCUGUUUAUGUGAGGUUUUUAGCUGACUCCCACAUAGAGGUGGGUAUAUACUGUGAUAUUCUUAUGAUUGAAAUGUUUUUAAAAAAACUGUCUCUUAGGAGGUAACAUUGUAAGGGUAUAUGUCAUGACGUAAAUGUUCUGUAACUUCUCUUCACUUCCCCAAAGUAAUUAUCCACUGGUUUCCACUUUUAAUGGUAUAGAGAGAUAAGCUUUGUCCACAUUACUGACCUCUCCAAACAUACAGACCAACUGCACCCACGAAUGAUGUAUGAUGCAUUUAUUUGCAAACACUGAACAUACAUCUGAAGUUAGCCAGAGCCAUUUGCUUCUCUGUAUGUAAUCAUUUCAUUGUUAAAAGUUGCUUGAUGUGUAAAAUUAUAUAUGUUUUCAUGUUUUUCCAUCUGCUAUUCCUAAAUUAGGUCGAUGUUCAGGUAGAUUCCUCCCCCAAGUACUGCAGCAAUUCAUGUAAAUCCUUUCCUUUAGACAAAACAAAUAGUUAUCCUAAAAAUUAGGCAUUUUUUUUUGGGAAGAUCUGCCUUAACGGUACCAUCAAACGGUAACUAUGACUUUUUCUGUGUGAUCAGGGAGCGAACACUAUAUCCAGUCAGUCUGUCUUUCUGAAAACCCUGUGUAAGUUUGCAUCUGUAUGCUCAGUAUGCAUGUGUGGAUGUAGAAAUGAAUGGUUCAUGUAUAGUUUGUAUUAUAUAAAUGUAUAUUGUUAUCAUGUGUCAACUGCCUAUGAGAUGUUGCCUGCCAAUAUUUGUGAUACAUGUUUACCGAAUGAAAUCUGUUCAGAUUGGGGGGGACUCAUUAAAGCCUAACA